This is a messenger RNA of Egretta garzetta (little egret), 1613 nucleotides long. It is a transcript of the gene METAP2, whose product is annotated as methionyl aminopeptidase 2. The transcript is spliced from 10 exons. The coding region runs from base 59 to 1387 and encodes 442 amino acids. Lineage: Eukaryota; Metazoa; Chordata; Aves; Pelecaniformes; Ardeidae. Gene Ontology annotation, molecular function: metalloaminopeptidase activity. Gene Ontology annotation, biological process: proteolysis. The record is from RefSeq and is a predicted model, not a curated record.
CUGGUAUCCGCUUUUACCACAAAACAUUUCUGCAGAUUUUGGGGGCUGUUGUUUGCUAAUGUGGAGCUAUCCUUUUACUAUAAGUCAUAUUUUAAUUUUACAAACAGGACAAGAAACAGAUAAAGAAAUGGAAGGCGCUCUUGAUGAUGUAGCAAAACAAUUGGAUAAACAAGCACUGGAGGAGAAGGAAAAAGAUGAUGAUGAUGAAGAUGGAGAGGGUGAAGGAGAUGGAGCAACAGGGAAAAAGAAGAAGAAGAAGAAAAAGAAGAAAGGACCUAAGGUCCAGACAGAUCCACCUUCUAUUCCAAUAUGUGAUCUAUUUCCCAGCAACUUAUUCCCAAAGGGAGAAGAAUGUGAAUACCCACCAACACAAGAUGGGCGAACUGCUGCUUGGAGAACAACUAGCGAAGAAAAGAAAGCUCUAGACCAAGCCAGCGAGGAAAUCUGGAAUGAUUUUCGGGAGGCUGCAGAAGCACACAGACAAGUGAGGAAAUACGUUAUGAGCUGGAUAAAACCUGGGAUGACAAUGAUAGAAAUCUGUGAAAAACUAGAAGACUGCUCACGUAAGCUGAUAAAGGAAAAUGGUUUAAAUGCAGGUCUUGCCUUUCCUACUGGGUGCUCUCUGAAUAAUUGUGCCGCCCACUACACUCCCAAUGCUGGAGAUCCAACAGUCCUGCAGUACGACGAUAUUUGCAAAAUAGAUUUUGGGACACAUAUUAGUGGUCGUAUUAUUGACUGUGCUUUUACAGUCACGUUCAAUCCAAAAUAUGACAGACUAUUACAAGCUGUAAAGGAUGCCACAAAUACUGGAAUAAAGUGCGCUGGAAUAGAUGUACGUCUCUGUGAUGUGGGGGAGGCCAUACAAGAAGUUAUGGAAUCUUAUGAAGUUGAAAUUGAUGGCAAAACGUACCAAGUGAAACCAAUUCGCAAUUUGAAUGGACACUCGAUUGGGCCAUAUAGGAUACAUGCGGGAAAAACGGUACCCAUUGUGAAAGGAGGAGAAGCCACAAGAAUGGAGGAAGGUGAAGUAUAUGCUAUAGAAACCUUUGGGAGCACAGGAAAGGGUGUUGUUCAUGAUGAUAUGGAGUGUUCUCAUUACAUGAAGAACUUUGAUGUUGGGCAUGUGCCAAUAAGGCUUCCAAGAGCAAAACACUUGCUAAACGUUAUCAAUGAAAACUUUGGUACUCUUGCCUUCUGCCGCAGAUGGCUAGAUCGCCUGGGAGAGAGUAAAUACCUAAUGGCAUUGAAGAACCUGUGCGACUUGGGUAUAGUGGAUCCAUAUCCUCCCUUAUGCGACAUUAAAGGCUCAUACACAGCGCAGUUUGAGCACACUAUACUGUUGCGCCCAACGUGCAAGGAGGUUGUCAGCAGAGGGGAUGACUACUAAACUCAAAGCCACCUCAGCACCUUUAUACUCUAGGCUUUGUUGGAACAUACUAUACAAGAAUUAAUUUGCAACACAUUGUCUGUUUUAACAGUGGACUGAUGUAAUACCUUCCAUAUUUGGAAAGGAAGGAAUUUAAUCAAAGGCAAGUCUCCUAAUGUAACUAACCCAGGAAAAAGCUUUCAGGCCUUUAGAAAUAUUUCAAAAGUUACUUAUUUUUUCUGUUCAG